AUGUCGCAGAAGCUCCAGAAACCAAGCUUUCUCUCCGAGUACCUGAGGUCCAUCAGGCUCUUUUCGAAGAAGUGUGUCAGGCCAUCCGGAAAAGAGCUUUCCAUGUCGAUAAAGCGCCAUGCCAUUGGAAUCGGCUUCCUCGGGAUUCUGGGAUAUGCAAUAAAGCUGAUACAUAUUCCGAUCAAUAAUAUUAUUGUGAGUAGCCCAGGCAAGGAAUAA
Messenger RNA from Encephalitozoon cuniculi GB-M1, 219 nucleotides. RefSeq lists its product as uncharacterized. The transcript has a single exon. Gene Ontology annotation, cellular component: Ssh1 translocon complex; membrane. The record is from RefSeq and is marked provisional. The coding region runs from base 1 to 219 and encodes 72 amino acids. Gene Ontology annotation, biological process: protein targeting; post-translational protein targeting to membrane, translocation. Gene Ontology annotation, molecular function: transmembrane protein transporter activity. Lineage: Eukaryota; Fungi; Microsporidia; Unikaryonidae.